AUGGUUCAAAGAAAGGUCCCAAACAAGCUUAGUAUCCAAUCACAACAUGUUAAAUCAGAGAAAUUUUCAACAAACAUGAAACUAUCUUCAUCUUCUUCUCAUCAACAAAACCAAGAUGAAAAAAGUAAACUUUUUGAUAAGAAGAAGAAAAUGAAGAAAUCAAACUCAAUCAAUCUCUCUGAUCUUGAAACUCUUCAACUUCAUUCAACACCAGUUUCAAGAAAAACUACAAAACAAGAUGGUUCACCAAAUUACAUGAAGCCCACAAGUAGUUCACAAUCAAAAACGGAACUUUUUCAUGUAAGUCUUAAAAAAACUCAAUCUUGCUCUGUUUCCAAGAAUCUUGAUAGAAAAAUUUCAAGUGAUUAUUCAAAAGCUGCAUGUAAAAAACCUAGUUUGAGUUUGGUUAGAACAUUAACAAAAACUACUAGUUUUAAGGGUUCUAGAAAUUUUCCUAGAAGAGCUACUUGUUCUUCCACUCUGAAAGAUUCAAACUUUCCUUCAUAUCUUGAGCUUAAUCAUGGUGGAACUGAGUUAGAGGGGACUUCAGUUAUGAAGGUUUGUUCAUAUAGUUAUUGUUCUCUUAAUGGCCAUCAUCAUCAUAAUCAUGGUGAUUUGCCUCCUUUGAAGACGUUUGUGUCUUCGAGGAGGCGUGUGUUGAAGCGCGUGAAGCUCGAAGCAUUGAGUCCUCGGAGUCGAAGAUUGAAGACGACGUGUGAGGUUGAAAAGAAGGACUGUGUUGUUGAGCGGAAUGUGUUUGAUGAAAAGUCUGAAUGUGAUGAAAUUGAUAUGGAUUUCUUCAUUGAAAUCUAUGCUAGUGGAAAUAAAGAUGGGAAACCGAAAGGAAAAGAUGAAAUUGGACAAAUCGAUUUUCUCGAAGAGGUUGAGGAGUAUGAAGAUAUCGUCAAGUCUACAUGUGAAGAUGAUGGUGUAGAAGCAGAUUUUCUGAAAGAGGUUAAGAAUCAAGAGAAAAACGAAGAUGCAGAUGAAGAAGAACAAUCUAGUUGGUCUCAUGAAGAAAUGAGUAUGGAAGAUGUCGACAAUAACACAGAUGAUUCUGAUUUUGAAGCCGAAGCCGAUGAUAUGAAGUGUGAUGAGGAACGGUUCUUUGGAUUUGAUCAAGAACUUGAUGCUGAUUCUUCGGUUUACACAGACGGGGAAAAUGAUUCGAAAGAUGAAUGUUUGUCUCAGAGUUCUCAUGAUGUAUCAGUGACAUGGUUAGACGAUAUCAUUAGCAGCUAUUACGAUGACAUUAUUCUGUUUGACGAAACACUGAAAGAAUCCAAAUCUGAAGAAAUCAUCUAUCUUGAAGAACAACCUGAUGAUGGCAUGAUUUGUUUUGUCCUUGAUGACAAAAUCGGAAGCAACGAGACUCAAGAAACCGGUUACCCUACUAGUGACAUCGGUUGUGACCAAUUUUCUCUGGCAGAUGAAAUAUUUGAUUACCUAACAAAUUCUGAAGAAAAAGUCGACGAGACUAGCCAAGACAACAAAGAUUUCAAUAGAGGGGAGAAGAACCAAAUUCAAUCGUCUCCGAAUGAAUUUGAACUUUGUCCCUUGAAGCUAACAAUGACAGACGAAACUCUUACUGCUGACGUGAUAACUCAUGGACACGACAACCAUAUUCCAUUAGUCGAUGUUGUUGAAGAAGGCAUCAAACAUAUUCAAAAUCAAGGAAAAGGUAAUAAAAGAGCAAGUUGCAUAGUCGAUGAAGAGGAAAACGCAAGAGAGAAUUGGAAAGGUGUGAUUAGAAGAAAGAGAUGUGUUGACGACGAUGAUGAAAUGAGGAAGUUCAAUCCAAAAGAUCCAAAUUUCCUUCCAUUGGUUCCCGAAAAAGAGAAAGAAAAAGUCGAUUUGAGGCAUCAAAUGAUGGACGAGCGAAAGAAUGCGGAGGAUUGGAUGGUUGAUUGUGCACUAAGGCAAGUUGUUAACAAGCUUGCUCCUGCUAGGAAGAAGAAGGUUGCAUUGCUAGUUGAAGCCUUUGAAACUGUUAUACCUAAAUGUGAAUCACAUUUGAGAAACAAUUCAAGGUCUGUUCAUGCAUGCUAG
Messenger RNA from Lathyrus sativus (Indian pea), 2049 nucleotides. Lineage: Eukaryota; Viridiplantae; Streptophyta; Magnoliopsida; Fabales; Fabaceae. The record is from the annotation of a GenBank genome assembly.